Prorocentrum cordatum is the source of this 333-nucleotide messenger RNA. NCBI's taxonomy places the organism in Eukaryota, Dinophyceae, Prorocentrales, Prorocentraceae. The record is from the annotation of a GenBank genome assembly.
AUGACUUAUGAACGGAUAAUGACAGCCCCUGCUGGAGUGGCAGCGCACUCAGAUGCCAUCUACAGGGCUAUCUCUACUGCCAUCUACAAGGAAGAACCCGGCAUCAUCUACAGGGCCAUCAGUGAUGCCAUCUACAAGGAACAACCUGACGCCAUCUACAGGCACAUCGCUGUUGUCAUCUACAGGGGUAGAAGGACGCCAUCUGCUGGCGGGCAUCUGAUGCCAUCUACAGGCGUAUCCUUGAUGCCAUCUGCAGUGCAAUCCCUGAUGUCAUCUACAAGGAAGAAUCGGAUACCGUCUGCAGGGCGAUUUCUCAUGCCAUCUACAAAUUAA